Molecule: messenger RNA, 1167 nt
Organism: Penicillium brevicompactum
Lineage: Eukaryota; Fungi; Ascomycota; Eurotiomycetes; Eurotiales; Aspergillaceae
Product: FluC/FEX family fluoride channel
Exons: 1
Coding region: 1-1167 (388 amino acids)
Biological process (GO): fluoride transmembrane transport
Cellular component (GO): membrane
Molecular function (GO): fluoride transmembrane transporter activity
Source: RefSeq, a predicted model, not a curated record
AUGUCAGAUUCACAGACCAAUUUGGACGAGAUUGCCGCUCCAGCGCCCAUUCAUGACCUUUCGGAAACACCCUUAGGGUGUCAUGAUUAUUUGGAAUCUUCACACUCCAAUAGGAACCAAGAUGAACACCUGCACCCCGAUGAAAGACAACACGAGCGGAAAUUUCAGGAUUCCAGAGUCGAGAGCGAAUAUCAUAGCUCGAAAGUCUGGCGCAAUAUACAUAUCAUCAGUCACCUCACCCUUUUUUCAUUCAUCGGGACGCUACUCCGGAUUGCGAUCGAGUUCUUGACUUUCUAUCCUGGCGCUCCUAUCAGCACUAGUGUACUGUGGGCAAACUUCGGAGGAAGUUUGAUAAUGGGGUUCCUUAGCGAAGGCAAGAACCUGUUUGACAUCGACAACCUUGACGCGAGAAAAAUCGACCUGGAAAGAAAUGAGACCACGCAGCAACGGAAAACCCCAAGCCAGCACAGAAACACACCACCUCUCUACAUUGGGCUGACCACCGGAUUUUGUGGAAGUUUGACUUCGUUCUCAACUUUUAUUCGCGACGUCUUCUUGGCUACCGUGAACUCCCUGCCCGUGCCUCUCGGUCGAUACCCAGAUUUAUCUCUCUUUACUCCGCCUCCAGCCGAGGCCAAAGCUCCCAAUGGAGGGUUCAGUUUCAUGGCUAUACUUGCGGUCCUGCUGACGGAGAUCGGACUAUCACUUGCCGGGUUGUUUAUUGGCGGCCAUCUCGCCAUCGGCAUAUCACCGUGGACCCCAAGUAUAUCACUGAAAGUCUUGAGGGUUCUGAAUCAUUUGGUGCUCGCCUUAGCUAUCCUAGCAUGGGUGGCAGUCAUAUGUCUUGUCGUCUUACUUUCGAACUAUGGAGAAGGGAGUACGAUAUGGAGCGCCGAAUUGUGGAGAGGUCCAGUCCUCUAUUCCUUGGUCUUCUCUCCACUUGGAUGUCUGGCUCGGUUCUUUCUUUCGCUCAAUCUCAACGGAAAAAUUCCUUCGUUCCCACUUGGCACAUUUGCUUCAAAUAUCUUUGGUACUAUGGUGCUUGGAAUGGCAUACUCUGCAACAUGCUUCGAUCGGUGGUUCCGCUCUCGGCGGCGGAAGCAUACUCGGUUGCCAGGUCCUGCAAGGGAUCAUGGAUGGUUUCUGUGGAUGUCUGACAACUGUUAG